Vanrija pseudolonga is the source of this 870-nucleotide messenger RNA. RefSeq lists its product as uncharacterized. NCBI's taxonomy places the organism in Eukaryota, Fungi, Basidiomycota, Tremellomycetes, Trichosporonales, Trichosporonaceae. The record is from RefSeq and is a predicted model, not a curated record. The coding region runs from base 1 to 870 and encodes 289 amino acids. The transcript has 3 exons.
AUGCCCGCGGGUGCCGACCCGCCAGAACAGCGUAAGCGCCCCGCGGCGCCCAUCUCCGCCUCGGCCUUCAGCUUCACCCUCGGCCCGCCAGCGAAGAAGGCCAAGCCUCCUGCCCCGCCACCCGCGGCGAGGAAGGUGGCGAUCCCGGCCCCAAACCCGAACGCAACGCCCAAGAAACCCGUCGUCCUCGGCUCGCUCCCCUCCCCGUUCGCCCUCUCCCCCGCGACGCCGCAACGCACCCGCCUGACCGCCGUGCUCGAGGACCCCGCGUCGCCCUUCAGGCGCCAGCCCAAGCCCGCGCGCGAGGACACGCCAGGAGUGGUAGGCCUCACUGCGCUGCCGAAGGUGCAGCUCGCGGCCGUGGUGCAUGCGCAGCGCGAGGACGAGGGGGUCGGCGUGUCGCCGAGGAAGAACAAGGGUACGAUCGUGCACAAGGGCCCUGGCCCACCGCCGUCGGUGCGCCUCGUAUCCCUCCUCGCCGCGUCCAACACCUCCCUCGUCCUCUUCUACACCGCGAUGCAGCACGCCCUCGGGCCGACGGCGCGCCACCGUACCACCCCGGCCAAGUACGCGCGCUCGGCGCCUGGGCGGCUGGCGAUUGUUUCACCUGUUCCCGGGCCGACGCACGUCGUGGUCAUGUUUCGCUGCCGUGUGAUCUCGUGGCGGGAGCGGCUGCCAGACGACGAAGUGGUCGUCGUGCUGACAGCUUUACCCUCCGACUGCCCUCGAGUCGGUGUCGACCCCCGCGUCGCGGCUUCGCCUGGGAAGCCCCUCGAGAUUGGCGUCUGGGAGCCGUGGAGCGAUCGCCACGUGCCCUCUCACCCCGACGUCCUCUUCCUCUCUCGUUACCUCAUCGCCGAGGCAGAGUAA